Dimorphilus gyrociliatus is the source of this 2015-nucleotide messenger RNA. NCBI's taxonomy places the organism in Eukaryota, Metazoa, Annelida, Polychaeta, Dinophilidae. The record is from the annotation of a GenBank genome assembly.
ACAGUUUUAGAAAGAAAAUUUAGUUUUUCGGCUGAUUUUCUUGCUGGCUAAGGAAAUCAUGUUUUUAUACAAGGUUUUUAAUUUUGUUACGGUUUUUGUUAUAAUUUCUAUUGGAUGUGUCUGUGGUGAUCCAGGUAGUAAUGUCGCCUGCGAAGGAGAUUCUUGCUCCGCUGAAUGUUUUACUUCAACCGAUAAUUUAUGCUUAACCAAUUAUGAAGAAAUUUUGAAUAAUAUUAUUUCGACUGACUGUAGAGAUGCUUGUAUAGAAGCUCAAUAUCCAUGCAGAUCGUAUUCUUACAAUUCGGCGUUGGAAGCUUGUUACCUUUCGACGGAAACUAAAAAUUCAAACCCAUCUGCCUAUGGAGAAGGAGAUUGCACAUACUACGAAAGAAGCGAAACCUGUAGUCCUAAUUGUUUUAUGAAGCCUACAGAGAAAACCUAUCUAUAUGGAAACAAUGAUAGAGAAAUCGUCCUUACUUCUCGAGCAAAUUGUAUUGAAUAUUGCCUUAAAGAUUCAACAUGCUUAUCCGCCGACUAUCAAGAAACACGAAAUACUUGUUAUUUACAAUGUGUUAAUAGAGAAAUGACACCUUCCAGAAUGCGAAGUGCCAGUUACUACACUUAUCUGGAAAAGGAUUGUGGCGAAGUGGAAAAUCCAUGCUAUCAAAAGUUUUUGGGUCGUUAUUUUUCUUCGCCAAAUUGCGAAUUCUUAAGAUCAGUUACAAAAGAAGAAUGCUUAGACGCCUGUUCAAAUUCUGACAAUUGCAGUACAUUGAACUACCUUCCUGAGCAGAAAUUUUGUUUCUUGAAUAAAGAUAUUGCUGAUAGCGAUAAUCUAUUGGAGCAGACUAACUCUAUUUAUUUUGUUAAAUUACCAAGUUGUCUAAGUGAUGCGAUUACUGAAUACGAAUGUUUCGAUAUUGAAAAUGAUCGGUUUUUGGACGAGAUUUAUAAAACAGUUGAUGGUUUAGAUGAAUCUGCAUGCGUUAAAUUAUGUCUAACUGUUGAAGAUAUCUGCAGAUCGGUUAGCUAUGAUGAAGGUACCAGUAAGUGUCACUUGAGUCGAUAUAAUAAGAGUACCAAGCCGGAAAGCUACAUUGUAAACUCUUCAUACCGUUAUUUUGAAAAGCAAGAAGUUUGUAAGCCAGAUUGUUACUUUAAAUUGGUUGAAAAUACUUAUUUGGUUGGCUGUAAUGAUAAAGUUGUAGAUAAUGUUGAUUCGUGGGAGAGUUGCGUUGAACUUUGCGCCUAUGAAAAUGGUUUAGACGAUGGUGAAUUCUUUUGCCAUUCGGCUGAAUAUCAAAAAGUUUUGAAGAGAUGCUAUUUGAGUAAGAGCACUGAAGAUACAAAUCCGUUAGGAUCGAGAACGAGUUCUUCGUACAGUUAUUUUCAUAGAGUGUGCGAAAAACCUUCAGUAAUAGAACCACAAUGCUUUAAAGUAUAUAAUAAUACCCAUAUGGCUGGUUAUACUGAAGAGAUUUUAAAAGAUUCAACUCCAAAAUUGUGUCAAGAAUCGUGCUUAAAUAAAUCUUAUUGCAAAUCUGCUCUCUAUGCCAAAGUAAAGAAAAUUUGCUAUCUAAACAGUGAUAAUAAAGAUAGUAAUGACCUACGAACAAAUUUUUAUUACAUCUACUACGAAGCUACAGGAUAUUGUCCGCUACCUUCCAAAUAAAGAAUUUCGGUGCUGCUUGAAACUAUCAAACCUGAAUUCCCACAGACGCUGCAUGAAUUUAUACUUGUUUUUACAUUUGUACAGUUCUCAUUUUUGAGUUUUUUUUUUAAAUAAAAAUUUGUUAAUGCUACAAAAAGGUUGACUUCUUUUCUUCUAUACAGUCUAAACAAUUUUUAAAGGUUGAGAUAAACCUUGAACACUUUAGAAUAUUGAACAUCGCAUCUUGAAUUCUCUUAACAGAGAUGCUUAUUAGUCGUUUUCGUCUGACAGCGAAAUUAUUCAGUUUGAAGACAAGAAAGGUUUUUAGAUUUAUUCUAUCUUUAGGCUGGAGAUUGACCUUUUU